Messenger RNA from Micropterus salmoides (largemouth bass), 3287 nucleotides. It is a transcript of the gene rtn1a, whose product is annotated as reticulon 1a. The record is from RefSeq and is a predicted model, not a curated record. Gene Ontology annotation, cellular component: postsynaptic density; neuron projection. Gene Ontology annotation, biological process: endoplasmic reticulum tubular network formation; neuron differentiation; brain development. The transcript is spliced from 9 exons. Bases 255 to 2480 code for a protein of 741 amino acids. NCBI's taxonomy places the organism in Eukaryota, Metazoa, Chordata, Actinopteri, Centrarchiformes, Centrarchidae.
GUGAACUAAAACAAUAAAGCUCACUCCUCUCCUCUCGCUCCCCGACCGACCGCACCGCCUCCUCUGUGGCUUCUACAAACCCCGGGCGCAGUUGACAGACGCCGGCCAGGAGCUGCAUUGUUUUGUGUUUGUCUCCGUCACCCAUUCUAGCGCAAAGGGCUGCCACCGCUCAUCCAGCAAACCCCCGGUGUACGGUAGAGAAGAAGAAGCCUAUAGUAGCUAGUAUACCAAGUCAGAUAACAGGGGGAAAAAGCAUGUCUGCUCAGCCCGGUGAGGAGCUAGGCUCGGAGGGGAGGUGGUUUGGGGAUGACUAUGAGAGGAACGGCCUGUUUGGGAACACACCGACCCAGUUCGACGAGCUACGUGAAGAUUUUAAGCCGAAAGGCGGCGAGGUGACGGCCGACCUGGAUCAACAAUUUCAUCCUUUCCAGGACGAUGGGAAAAGGCCUCCCGUUGCUAUGGGAACUGCAUCUACAGGUAAACCGAACAAUGACCCCACGUCUUGCCUGUUCAGGAAGCCUAUGAAUGAUGAUGAUGAUGAUGAUGGUGAUAUCUACACUUCCCUGAUGUCAAAUCAGAGCUUCACGUCGGGACGAGAGGCCUCCUAUCUGUCGGAUGACCUGAAACCCUCCAAGCCCUCCUCUGGCUCCUCUGCCAUGGACCACUUCUCCAGCGACUCCUAUAGCUUUAGCUCAAACACCAAGAUGACUUCCAACCUGGCUGACGACAUGCCAAAAUCUCUGUUGGGUUCAGAUAAGACAGAAUCCUACAACUACAUGGACAUCAGCCAUGGGGAUGAGCGCCGUGACCAGCACCAGGAUGCUCUGCACAGCCUGCUGGACAAAGGCUCAACUGGUCGUGACUCAAUGGGCAGCUAUUUAGAUAAACACCCAGGAAGAGAUGAGGAUGAUGAAGAGGAAGAAGAAAACCUAGGUCCAGCACUGGGCUCCCACUCUUUCCCCUACGUGGAGGAGCCAUCUGAUGAAGAGCUGUCAGACUACCGCUCCUACCGAAACCUGGGUGGCACCCCGCAGACGGCCAGCCCAGUGAAGAUCACCUUGACCGAGUCCAAGCCACCAACUGCCAAGUCUGAGCUGCAGCAACAACCCCCUCCAGUCACUGUGUCUGAGCGUGAAAAUGUCCUCAGUGUGGGCUUACAGGGGGUUCCCACUGUGACGCUAUCGGAGCCCGAGGACGACAGCCCUGCUUCCACUCCCAAUACUUCACCAACACAAAAAGAAUUCCCUUCCCAUGACAUGUUCAAGGCUGACGCAGUGAAGCCUGCACCUUCCAAAUGCACUCCGAGCACUAAAGCCGGCAGCAGGGAGCAUGACGGCAGCAGCGCCGAGUCUGGAGACUCAGAGAUUGAGCUGGUGUCUGAGGAGCCUCCAAAGGCCAGCAGCAACCCAUUUGCCCAGCCGCCUAAAAGCAAGGGCACUUUCAGCCAGCCUAACAACCCCUUUGACAAUCCCCCAGUCGCCAAGGGUGGUUUCGGCCUGGCCGGCAACCACGCUCCACCCACAGCCUACAGCAUUCUGAGGGAGGAGAGAGAGGCAGAGCUUGACAGUGAUCUCUUCAUUGAGUCUGCGUCUGAAGAGAGCCCAAAGAGAGAGCAGGGCUUCAGUGGCCCCAAACAGGGAGUCAGCCCUCCCUCUCCCCUGGUUCCCAGUGCCGUCUCUCCCCGCAGCGUGGCUGAGGCGGUGCCAGCCGAGCCCCUGAUCACAGACAAGGUCAAGACCCCAGUGAAAACAGAGGAGGAUCGCCCCAGCAAGCCCAAGCCCCCCACUGCGGCCGUGCCCCCAGAGGUGCGAUCAGAGAGGCCCCACCAGGACGAUAUGCACACAAAUGAGGGCAAAGGAGACCUAGGAAAACCCGCCGCCUCAGCCUUCCUGGUGGGCUUCAGUAAACAAAAAGCGAUUGACUUGCUCUACUGGAGGAAUGUGAAGCAGUCGGGGGCCGUGUUCAGCAGCGUGCUUCUGCUCCUCUUCUCCCUGACCCAGUUCAGCGUGGUCAGUGUCGGAGCCUACUUAGCCCUGGCAGCCCUCUCUGCCACCAUCAGCUUCAGGAUCUACAAGUCUGUACUGCAGGCUGUGCAGAAGACCGAUGAAGGACAUCCUUUCAAAGCCUACCUGGAGAUUGAUCUCGCCCUAUCCCAGGACCAGAUUAGUAAAUAUGCUGACAAAAUCCUGCUGUACACCAACACCUGUAUGAAGGAGCUCCGCAGGUUGUUCCUCGUACAAGAUCUGGUCGACUCCUUGAAGUUUGCGGUUCUGAUGUGGCUGCUGACCUACGUGGGUGCUCUCUUCAACGGCCUGACACUGCUCAUCCUAGCUGUGGUCUCCAUGUUCACCAUGCCCGUGGUGUACGAGAAACAUCAGGCACAGAUUGAUCAAUAUGUGGGACUAAUACGGACCCAGGUCAACUCUGUGGUGGGGAAGAUCCAAGCAAAGAUCCCCGGGGCCAAGAGGAAGGAGGAGUAGACCUGUCUGUCUCACCAUGCAGCUGACAGUCCAGUCCAGCUCAGAGCCAGGCAGCUCGCUCACCGUUGAAGAGCCUGGUCGUCAUCUGUGGGGCGUAGUGCUGUGUCAUCUUGGUGUUCUCUAAAAGCAUCCACUGGAGAAGCCUUCACCCUGUCUAUAGCAGUCUAAACACUAACACACAGUCACAAAUACAUAAUCCUGUUUCUAGGUAGAUAAGUACACAACUCGAAAAACAAAAAAGGAAACUGACUUUUUUUGUGUUGCUUAUUAUAAAGUGCAUGAAGUCGAGCCUUGGGUAAAUAAUAUUUGAUAUCUUCUGUGCAGUUUUUAAAUCAUUUUUGCUUUGCAGUGCUUACCACAAACUGUAUGGUUUGGCACAAAAAAGCUAAAUGCCCACAGACGUGCUCUGCUGCCAAUGUUGAAUACUGCUUCAUGUUUCUGAGUUAGCAGACAGGGCUUCUCUCAGUCAAUGUCAAUAUAUAUAAAUAUCAAAAAUGAUCUCCUUUUGGUGUUUUCAAGCACAAAAUAAUUUAACAAUAUGCGUCUUAGAUGUGGUAAUUGUAGGGUUUUUGCUUUUGUAUAACCAUAAGCAACAAUACACAUGCUCAUGUUUUAGGUACUGUUGUACAACUACUAUGAAGACAAGGAGUAUCUGGUGAUAUUUAGCUUGUUUGAAUAACUGUCCAACUUUGUACUAUGUUCAACUAUACUCUGUAGUUCUUUAGACCCUGGACUCUUUAACUAUUUGCACUUACACUAUGUAUUUAAUUACAAGAAUAAGAAAAAUAAAUGUACCUUGAUGUAUAA